AUGACGACCGAUCAGACAAAAAGUCAGUCUCGAUUCGUCUAUCUAGACGGCCCCGGCGACUGGGAAGUCUGGGAACAAGACUUCUUGAGCAAAGUCAAGCUCCAACGCGUCUGGGACCAAGUCCAGGGAACGAAGCCCCUGAGGAAAGAACCGAUAUGCCCGGAACCCGAUCAGGGCUACGCAACCCGAGCGAACGCGGCCCGAGGCGCGCAAUCCGCGACAGACUCGACAAUCACCGUAGCUUCAGGCUCUCGACCGAUAUCCGUGGCGGAUCUCACCGACGGCGGCCGCACUCGAUUCAACGAAGACAUGGCAACCUACAUCCGUCUGGAAACCCUCUACGUGCAAGAAGCGAAGGCCAUGGCAGAAAUCGGCGAGUUCGUCAUCAAGACCGUCAACCCGAAGUAUCGACGGACCUGCUGCAAAGCAGAUGACUCGAUCUCCCAGUGGUACAUCAACCUGAAGAAAGAGGUGGGAGCCACAACCGAAUGGGGAUACAACAAAGCCAGCAACGAUUACCACGAAGCCCUCAAGCCAUUAGCGAAAAUCAAGGACUAUGAGACCUUCAUCGACAAAUGGGAAACGGCAUUUUCCGUCGCCAACGACAAGGGAGUCGCCGAGACGCUCAACUACCUCUCGUGGUCGCGGGAUUUUUUCCGAUCCAUCAAGAACGUUCCAGAGGCUAUCGCGUGGGGAAUAUCAUACCGUCAAACCAAAGGGCAAGACUUCCAAGAAGGGAAGCUCACGUAUCGUGACUUUGCGGUGGACUUUCGCAACGAGAUGGGCCUGGUCGCGCCCACAACAAUGCACAAAAAGAUUGGGAGAGGUGCAUUUGGACCUACCUACGCGGAUCAGGAGGCCAACGACCAAAACGCAGAAGGCGCAUCCAGAGGGCGGGGAGGACGCACCCGUUCAGGCAAGAAACGCACGCGAGACAACCGAUCGUUUUCGUCGAAGUGCAUGCUCUGUGACGUCCCGGGACACAAGAUCGAGGAGUGUUUCUUUCUGUCCCAACAAGCCCCAACCUGGUUUAAGCCAACGGAUGAGAAAAGAGAGGAGAUUGAAGCUCGCAUUGAAGAAGAUGUGAACAUCAAGAGGAUUGUUCAAGGCAUGAGGGGCAAGCGCCCUAGGACAGGAACCAGAUCGGGAAGCAGCCGAUCAGCGUCCGAAAGACUCACCAAACAAGAAGGGACACCGGUUAUCGAGGAUUGA
Chaetomium globosum CBS 148.51 is the source of this 1212-nucleotide messenger RNA. RefSeq lists its product as uncharacterized. The transcript has a single exon. The record is from RefSeq and is a predicted model, not a curated record. Lineage: Eukaryota; Fungi; Ascomycota; Sordariomycetes; Sordariales; Chaetomiaceae. Bases 1 to 1212 code for a protein of 403 amino acids.